Cynara cardunculus var. scolymus (artichoke) is the source of this 974-nucleotide messenger RNA. RefSeq names its product polyadenylate-binding protein-interacting protein 5. Gene Ontology annotation, molecular function: ubiquitin binding. Lineage: Eukaryota; Viridiplantae; Streptophyta; Magnoliopsida; Asterales; Asteraceae. Bases 241 to 789 code for a protein of 182 amino acids. The record is from RefSeq and is a predicted model, not a curated record. The transcript is spliced from 3 exons.
AUUUUGGGAAAAAGGGUCCAGACAAAAACGAGCCUCCCUUCCCCGUUUACCCUGCGAUCCCUUUUUUCCUCUCCCCAAUUCCAUUUCUAGAGAGAGAAACUUAGAUUCUUGAGAGAGAGAGAGACGAUCUUCUUCACCGCAAGCAAAAAUUUAGGGUUUCCGGUUGUUGGAUCGGUCGCUUGCUUGUCGCGUUACUUGAUCAUCCCUUAUCGAUCAUCAUUCAUUUGAUGAACUAAGACAAUGAAGGCAAGGGCAUCUUCGUUGAAUCCAUACGCUACUUCAUAUGUUCCACUCUCCAGAAGAGGGCCAAAUGAUGAAAGCAAAGGCCAUGAAUCGACAGUGACAGAUUCAAAGAUGAGGAAUCAGGCUGCUUGGCUAGCAUAUGAUCCUGGGAGUACUACACAAAACUAUGAUGCUUCUACUGCUGUUCCUGACAGUCCUGAUAGCUUGAAACUUAAGAAUCAUUCUGUUUUUGGCUCAUCAUCACAUAGUGCAGAGUUAGCCGGAAAACAGGCAAUGGAUGUUGAUCAUGACAUGAAUUUGGCAUAUCUUCAGAUGAUUUUUUCUGGUGUAUCCGACGAAUCUCUUUCCAGUGUCUAUACAGCAAACGGAGGUGAUAUGGAAGCCACAGUUGAAAUGCUGAAUCAACUUGAGGUGCACAGCGGUGACUUCUCGGAGAAUCUUCCAGAGUCAUUAGACAUUGGUGAUGUAUCAGAAGCGGGAUCAUCUAGCGAGGGUGGAUCGCAAAAACUGAAGAAGGUAGCUGCUAUUGGUGAAGGCAGUUGGUAAAAGAGGGUGGUGCUUUCUAAUCGAUUUGUCUGUCUGUGUAUAUCAAUGUGGUUGCACAUAUAGAGGAGUUGUUUUGCUGCUUGUAUAGAUAGAUUGGGGGUUUGCUUCAAAAUUGUUUUUGGCACAUUGUUGUAUGCUUAUGUGUGAUACUACUUCUACUACUAAUUGGCAUCUUCAAUUUUCCC